Molecule: messenger RNA, 4473 nt
Organism: Malassezia sympodialis ATCC 42132
Lineage: Eukaryota; Fungi; Basidiomycota; Malasseziomycetes; Malasseziales; Malasseziaceae
Gene: RRP5
Exons: 2
Coding region: 1-4473 (1490 amino acids)
Biological process (GO): rRNA processing
Cellular component (GO): small-subunit processome; nucleolus
Molecular function (GO): RNA binding; protein binding
Source: RefSeq, a predicted model, not a curated record
AUGAAGCGGAGCAGGACGACGGACGAGUCGCAUCCCAAGCGCGCGUCGUCAACUAAAAAGGAUGUGCCUGUGGCGCCCAACGUCGCUGCCCGCCCGUCGGCCGUCGCGGCGUUCCCACGUGGUGGCGGCACGGGCCUGACCCCGCUCGAGUACCGCCAGUCGGUGCUGGAGGGGCGCAAAGAGUCGAUGAAUGACGACCUCUUCCAGGAAACGCCCAAGUCGAAGCGCACAAAGCCGGCCCCCAAGGCGCGUACCAAGGCGAAGAAGGCCACGGAGACGCCAGCGCCGACCGACCGCCAGCGCGUUGAGCUUCUCAACUACAAGCGCCUCUUGCCCGGCACAAAAAUGCUGUGCUGUGUGCUGGCCGUACACCCCCUCGCUAUCGUCGUGUCGAUGUGCGACCAGCUGUUAGGACACGUGCCAGUGACCAGUGUGAGCCGCCAGCUGACGGAGCGUCUGCAGGCGGCUCUGGACGACGAGAGCGACAAGGAGGACCUCGACGACGCAGACGAAGAGGCGCCCCCGGAGCUUCAUGAGAUCUUCAGUGUGGGUCAAUGGGUUCGUGCGAGCGUGGAAUCAGUGGGCGCGCCCGGCACCCAGCGGCAGGCGGGCCUCGGCCGCGAAGGCGGCGAGUACGAGCGCGAGAGCCAGCGUGUGCAGCUCACGCUGGAGCCGCAUGUGGUCAACGAGGGCAUCAGCGCGAGCGACCUGAGCGAGGGCUACGUGCUCUCCGCGACCGUGACGAGCCGCGAGGACCAUGGCUAUGCGCUGGAGCUGGGCGUGGACGACGACUUGCAUGGCUUUUUGCCUUUCCAGUACACGCCGCCGCCCCUACGCGUGGGCCAGGUGGUGCUGGUGCUGGUGCGCGCGGUCGACGGGCGCGUCCUGCGCGUGUCGCUCGCCGAGCCGGGCGCGCCGAAUGUGCCGAGUGUGCCGCCCAGUCAGAGUGCGAUGCUGCCGGGUGUGCCGGUGAAGGCGCUGAUCACGACACGCGUGCCGCAAGGCCUGAAUGUGAAGCUAUUCGGCAUGCUGGAUGGCACGAUUGAUAACUUCCACGUCCCUCCGCACCUGGACGAAGCGGCGCUGGCGCCGGGGAAGAAGAUCCUUGCGCGUGUGCUGUGGAAUAUGCCGGGCGACCUGGACCAGCUGCAGGAGUCAGCAGCCGAUACGGUGGGCGCCCGCCGCCUGGGUCUGAGCGCUGCUGCACAUGUGUGUGAGCUGCGCACGCCCCUAGUCGGUGACCAGGCGCUGACGGACGCGUACCCGAUCGGCGAGCGCGUCCAGGUGCGGGUCACGACCGUGCUGUCGGGCUGGGGCCUCAUGUGCGAAGUCAUAGGCGCGGAUGUGGCGGCAUUUGUGCACAUCUCGCACGUCGCCGACGAACACAUCGAUGCCCUGGCGCCGACGCAGGGCAAGUACCGCGUCGGCUCGGAGCAUGCCGCGCGAGUGACGGGGCAUGCCAUGACCGACCGGCUGCUCCUGCUCAGCCUGCAGCCGUCCGUGCUGGAGAAGCAGUAUAUGCGCGUGAGCGAGGUGCCCGUCGGCGAGGUGGUGCGUGUGACGAUCCGCAAAGUCACGCCGCAGGCCAUCUUUGUGCGCCUGAGCAGCAAUGUCGACGGUGUCGUGUUCCCUCUGCACUUCAGCGACGUGCACCUGGCGCACCCCGAGAAGAAGUUCAAGCCGAAUCUGUCGAUGAACGCGCGCAUCCUUCACACGGACCCCAUGCGGAACCGCAUUGUGCUUACGCUCAAGCGCUCGCUCGUGCAGGCCGAGCUGCCACUGAUCACGAGCAUCGCAGACGCCCAGCCUGGUGCCCUCACGCUGGCUGUCGUGGUGAAGCACCUGCCUGCCAGCCUGCUAGUCGAGCUGGGCGGUACGCUGCGGGCCAUUGUGCCCCUGGCGGAGGUGUCCGAGUCGACGCUCUCCGCUGCGCACCUCGCCGAGCUCUUCCCCCCCGGCAAGGUGUGCAAGGUGCGCCUGAUCAAGGUGGAGCCGGAGGAGCGCCGGGUCCUGGCCAGCAUCAAGCAGGCGUCGCCGGCGUACCUGGAGAAGCUUAACGUGGACGCCGUCGAGCUUGGCGAGAAGGUCCAGGCGCGCGUCGUCACGGUCCGUGAUGACGUCGCCAUUACGCUGCUCGAGCCGGCCGGCACGCGCGCGCUGCUAGCACUGGCGUGCGUCGCGCGUCAGCGUGGAGCGGAGGUGAGUGAAGUGCGUGCAUCGCUGGCAGAGGGCGAGCUGCUGUCGAACUUCUACGUCGUGAAGAAGAAUGCGGCCAAGGGCCUGGUUGUGCUGAGUGACCAACCGCCGAAGGGCGACUCGAAGCGGGUCGUCGCUGGCUCGCAGUUCGAAGGCCGCAUCGUGGAGCGCCAUGCGCCGCAGCUUGCAUGCACGGUCGCUCUCGACGGCACGCACGACCGUGCGCGUCUGCAUGUGACCGAGUGUGCGGACGAUCUGACGGAGGCCGUGCUGCCGGCUGUGCACGAUGUGGUUCGUGGCGUGGUGCUGGACGUGCGCCGAGGCGGACGGGAAGUGGACAUUUCGCUGCGUCCGUCGCGGCUGGGCCAAGGCACGCCAACGGACGCGCCUGUGGACACUGCAUCGCAGCUCGAGACGGGCCAGCAGGUGCGGGGUAUUGUCAAGUCGAUCACGGACCAUGGCGUGUAUGUGUCGCUUGGACGCCGAGUCGAUGCCCGUGUCAUGAUCAAGGAACUCUUUGACGAGUACGUGAAAGACUUCCGGCGCCACUUCCACGUUGGUCAGUGCGUCACCGGCACGGUUCUACAGGUGGACGGCUCUGGCAAGGUCGAGAUGUCGCUUAAAAAGAGCCGCCUGGCGCCGAGCAAACCAUCGGCGACGCAGUGGGGCGACUAUCGCGUGGGCGACAAGGUCCGUGGCCAUGUUCGUGCGACGGCCGAGUAUGGUGUGUUUGUGCAGAUCGACGGGACCAACAUUAGCGGCUUGUGUCACAAGAGCGAGCUUUCCGACAACGCCAAGUCGGAUGCAGUGCGUGCGUAUGCGGUCGGGGACCGGGUCAAGGCCGUCAUUCUCAAGUUGGACGCCGAGAAGAAGCGUAUCUCCUUUGGUCUGAAGCCCUCGUACUUUAACGAAGAGGACUAUGAGGACGAGGACGAGGAGGAAGACGACGAGGAGGAUGGGGAAGACGACGGCGAUCUCAAUGAUGAUGAAGAUGAAGAGGAAAUUGAGCAGGGCCUUAUCGACGGUGAAGCGGAAGAUGAUGAUGAGGGGGAGGAGGACGAAGAGGACGACGACGAUAACGAGGAUGUCGAUGUCGAGGACGACGACGAUGAAGAUGUCGAUGUCGAGGACGACGACGAUGAAGAUCUCGACGAUGACGACGACGACGAAGAUGUUGACAAUGAGGAUGUCGACGAAGACGACGACGAUGAAGACGAUAAUGGAGAUCUUACCAAUGACGACCAUGUCGAUGAGGAAGACGAUCUCGACGAGGAAGACGAUGCCGAUGUCAACGAAGCACCGUUUCACUCACUCCAGCAGGGCUUCCGCUGGGAUGCUCCGAUGGACGAGGAUGACGAUGGAGAGUCUUCCGACGAGGAGCCCGUAACGAAAGCAUCUGCCAAAAAAGAUGCUGAGGACGACUUUGCCGACGAUAUCGCUACGAAGAAACUCGACUCGGCCACCGACUUUGAGCGCGUGCUGCUGGGCUCACCCAACUCGUCGUUCCUGUGGAUCCAGUUCAUGACGUUCUAUCUUCAGACGGGCGAUGUCGAAAAGGCCCGCCAGGUCGCGCGCCGCGCCUUCAAGGUCAUCCACUUCCGCGAGGAGCAGGAAAAGCUUAAUGUCUGGAUUGCGCUUCUGAACCUCGAGAACAUGUACGGCUCGCCAGAGACACUCGAUGCCGUGUUCAAGGAGGCCAUUCAGCUUAACGAUGCGUUUGAAGUGCACAUGCGCCUGCUGUCUAUCCUCGAGAACUCGCAGAAGCUCGAGGAGGCUGCGGACCUGUUCAAGCGCACCGCAAAAAAGUUUGGCUUCCGCCCCAGCGUGUGGAUCGACUGGUACCAGUUUCUUCUGCGCCACGAGCGCGCGGAGGAGGCCCAUGAGCUUGUGUCGCGCAGCCUGCAGAGCCUUGAUAAGCGCGAGCAUAUCCGGGCCCUUACAGCGUACGCUCUCGCCGAGUUCAAGAUCGGCGACGUGGAACAUGCACGCACCAUGUUCGAGACGCUCGUGUCGCGCUACCCCAAGCGCCUGGACCUGUGGUGGCAGUACAUGGACCAGGAAGUGCGCCUGGGCAACAUCAAUGGGGUCCGCUCGCUGAUGGAGCGCGUGUUUGUCGCUCGCAAGCACUCGACGAAGCAGAUCAAGGCCCUCUUGCAAAAGUGGCUCGUGAUCGAGAAGCGCAUCGGCGACGAGGACGGCGUUCAGGCCGUCCUAGACCGCGCUCGUGCCUUUGUGGCUAGCGUGCAGAACCGCACCCAAGAGGCGGAGAGCGACUAA